AUGUUGAAUAAUUCUUUAACUCACGUCUCCACACAAACACCACCGCUUAGCUUCCCUGCUGUUCCGCGGCGGCAUGCAGAGCAGCUGCCGCCUCUCGUCAGGAGCCGCCAGCGGCAGCCGCUGCCGCCGAUGAAGAGCUCUGCAAGCCUUGCGGUCAAUAACAAAUUGACUGGAGGUGGGAAAGGGAUGAGUUGGUUUUUUGAACUGGAACAAGAAGUUCGAGAAUAUGAAUUGGAUCAGAUUGGAGUUGUGAAUCAUGCUACAUUAAACAAUUUUUGUGAAUAUGGUACAUACAAACUCCUCGAUAAGAUCGGUUUUGAUGCACAUAUAAAGUUAGCAAUAUCUGAAGUGACAAUCAAAUACCCCUCACCUUUGAAGAGGAAAGACAAAUAUGUGCUAAAAUUGAGGUUAUAUGACUAUUCUACUACUCGAUUCUAUUUUGAGGACCAAAUCCUUAGGCUACCAGAUUAUAAGGAUUAA
This is a messenger RNA of Salvia hispanica, 480 nucleotides long. The record is from RefSeq and is a predicted model, not a curated record. Lineage: Eukaryota; Viridiplantae; Streptophyta; Magnoliopsida; Lamiales; Lamiaceae.